Molecule: messenger RNA, 5561 nt
Organism: Argiope bruennichi
Lineage: Eukaryota; Metazoa; Arthropoda; Arachnida; Araneae; Araneidae
Exons: 11
Coding region: 972-3137 (721 amino acids)
Biological process (GO): regulation of transcription by RNA polymerase II
Cellular component (GO): nucleus; aryl hydrocarbon receptor complex
Molecular function (GO): nuclear receptor activity; transcription cis-regulatory region binding; protein dimerization activity
Source: RefSeq, a predicted model, not a curated record
AGAGAAAGAUUAAAUGCCGAACUGGAUACAUUAGCCAGUCUCCUUCCAUUUGAGCAAAGUGUCCUCUCCAAAUUAGACAAGCUCUCCAUUCUCAGGCUCAGUGUCAGUUAUCUUCGAACCAAAAGUUACUUCCAAGCUGGCUACCCGAGCUAUUUCUCUGAAUGUGAAAAGGAAAUUGCAGUGAAAUCAUGUGUUACUUCAGGAAUGAUAAAGAAAGAUGAAGAAAACAAUAUUUCAAAGUCUAAAGAAGAAAGAAAAAGAUUGAUGUUAUUAUAAGUACUGAAGAACUGCAUAGGUACAGUUGAAAUACUUAACAUUAAAAAAAGAAAAACAGAUGCUAAUUUGAGUUACUUCUCUCUAUAUCUUUUAUAUUGGAAAUAAUAUUAAAAUGAAAUCCUGCUGCUCACGAAAUAUUAAAUCAAGAAGAAGAAGAGAGCACUAAGAAAAAGAAAAAUCUUAAAACAUCUAAAAUUAAGAAAGAAAGAUAAGACUGAAUUCGAGCUGAUUUUCUAGAUAUUUUCUGCAUUUGAGAAGCUACUUAAAUAAAAUCAUUUGCAUAAUUAGAAUCAAUGGAAUAAUUUUGAUUGUCCACAAAGUUUCAAAUCAAGAUGAAGAACUAAGUAUUCAGAAUAUAGAAGAAAAAAAAUUUUUUUAAUACUUUAUGCUAAAUAAGAAGAAUAAAAGUGAUUUAUCUGUUUAAAAGUCUGCACGUAUGAAGCAAAAAAGGAGCAAUUAAUUUUUAUAUUUUGGUCUUGUGAAAAUGCCAAGAGAAAGAAGAGAAAAACAAUCAUUUUAAAAACCAAGAAAAAUGCUCGUUGCAAGCAGAAAACUGACUUAAAAGCAAAUGCAUUAAAAAUGGUUUUGGUGUUCAGAUGUUUAUGAAAGAAGGACUGAUGUUAUGACUGAAGGAAAUGACUGCAGAAAAAAAAUGAAGAGAUAGCAAUAAACAAAACUAUUAUGUCUUCUUUUCGAUGCUAGCUCUCAGGAGGGAAAAAGAGACUCAACCUCCAGACCUCAAACCAAGAGACUUGCUUUACUCUGAGAUGCUUAUGGAAGGAGAUCUCAUUUUACAGGCAUUGAAUGGAUUUCUAAUGAUUCUCACCUGCGAUGGAGAGGUGUUUUACACAUCGCACACAGUCGAAACGUAUCUCGGCUUUCACCAGAGUGAUAUUUGUCACCAAAGCGUGUAUGAACUUGUCCAUUCUGAAGACAGAGAAGAACUGCAGCGUCAUUUGAUGUGGAACUCGCACUUGCCUCCGGAGAGGACAGACCUCAAUCUACAACAAACACUAUCAGCAGAAAAUUCUCAUCUGUUGGAAAGAAAUUUCACAGUGCGUUUUCGAUGUCUCUUGGAUAAUACUUCUGGCUUUCUGCGUUUGGAUAUUAGAGGUCGCAUAAAAAUAUUGCAUGGUCAGAAUAGGAAAACUGAGGAACCCCCUCUAGCAUUGUUCGCAGUGUGUACACCUUUUGGUCCUCCGUCUCUGCUGGAAAUGCCGCAGAAAGAUUCCAUGUUCAAGAGUAAACAUAAGCUUGAUCUAUCUCUAGUCUCUAUGGAUUCAAGAGGAAAACAGCUUUUGGGUUAUACAGAUUCAGAGUUGGCAAAUAAAGGAGGCUAUGACCUAGUCCAUUACGACGACCUUGCUUAUGUUGCUAGCGCACACCAAGAACUUUUAAAAACAGGUGCUUCUGGUUUAAUAGCGUACAGGUUGCUUGGUAAAGACGGAAAAUUUCAAUGGCUACAAACAAGUGCUAGGUUGGUUUACAAAAACAGUAAACCGGAUUUCAUUCUUUGCACACAUAGGCCUUUAAUGGAAGAAGAAGGCAGAGAUCUAUUAGGAAAACGAACAAUGGACUUCAAAGUCACUUAUCUUGAUAGUGGAUUAGCAUCCAUGAAUGAUCGAAGCGGGAUGCUAGCUGACAGCGAUUUUAUUAUGCGAUGCCAACGCAAUCGACGAUACAAAUCACAAAUACGCGAUCUCUUGUCCGCUUCCUGUCGUAAGCGAAAAGUUCCAGGUACUGAUCCAUACAUCGAAGAAGCUACCUACAACAAUAUGUACACAUAUACUCCCACAGACAAUAUGAACGGUCUAUCUCCAUAUGUGGCAGCAGCAACAGCUGUUCCUCAAAAUAUUUUUACUGCAGCGAUAGAUAACAGUAGAUUUCUAUCAGCAGAAAACUUCCUACAUUAUCGACAUCUUGGGGGAUAUUAUCCUGAUUAUAGUCAUCACACGCAGUAUGCCAGCAAUGGAUUCCUGGACAUGGCAUCUGCGACAGCCAGGACAUGCUUUCCAACAUACCAAGAUGGAUCCCAGUUUCCAAAGGAGGAGAAAUAUUAUCCGUGUCAAUUAGACAGUACACCAAAGUUCAAUGGAGACGCACAUAGCCAGCAAAGACUAGUACAGCAAGUUGGGGGAGUAUCAAGUAGUAAACCAUCCUGUUGUGAAACUUACGCAGUAGCGGGUACAGAUUCUAGUGCUACAUUGAGAGGCUGCCUAAUGAGUGCCACAAGCGCAGGUAUACAGCCGCUGCUGUCAACUUUAGAUAGAGAACCCAAAAUAAGUGAUUUGGGUUGUCACAGUUUGAGUUUCUCACUACCUUCUGUUUCAUCCGAUUGCAUCAAUGUCAUUAAACCAAAAAGUUCACCUUUGCAGUCACACCUCAGGGAAUCACCUCAUCUGGUAUCGUCCAAAGAUAACAAGAGUACGCCAGACUAUGUGUCAGCAUUCAGCAAUGACACUAGGCAAAGUGUCCUCAUGUGGGGAAAUUCUCUAACGAGACAGUCUUCUAGUCACCCUAUGACAAGUUCAAUAUUUGAUACCAAACUUUGCAAGUACAGUAGUCACUUGGACACAGGUGUUAAAACUUCAGAUCUAGUAGGUGCCACAAGUGGAACUGCUUGUAAAUGGAGCGGUAAUGCCACUACACCAAAGUCAUCGUCACCUCACAACAGCACAAGCCCUGCUAGUGGGAAAGUAGCCCCAGCAGUCAGUUAUAGCAGUGCCACUUAUCAUCCAGAUAUUGUACAUGAGAUAGCCCUAGUGAAGAACGAAGUUGGGCGACCUGUCUCACAGAGGCUCAUCGGUAAUCCCUUACUCUCCAUCUCAGAAGUGACUAAUACUCUCCUCAACCAUGAAUAGAUUAAGAGAACAAUUCGAUUCUUAAUCAUGCACAGAUUGAGGAUUCUUCAGUCAGAAUUACAGUGAAACUUUCAAAUUUCUUUUUGUUGAUCAGAAUAUGUGCUAGAGAGAUUACCAGCCGUCACUCAAGCAAUUUUUUUUCACUAAUUGCGACAAAAACUAUUCGUAAGCAUGGUAUAUAAACUGCUCGUAACAAAAUAAUACCGAGCAGUUGACUGAAAUUGUAAAUCGUCAGCAUCUAUUUGUAAAUUUGAUUUUACUCUAUGGAAACUUCUAUAAAAUAAUCGAAAAAACUUUGCUGAAAAUUUUGUGAUAAUAUAAUAAUUCGUCGAGUUGGUAUGCUGAUGUAAGUGCGUAUUGUAUAUUGUCAGAAUGGAAGUAUGCGUGAGAUUACACCGCUAAUGAUUCGCUGUUACUUUAGAGAAUUUGUAAAAUAGAUAAAAAUGUUUCAAGUAUAUGCUUCUUUAUACUGAAUUAUUAAAUGACUGAUAUUAUGGAUAUUUCACAAAAAAAAACGAAUCAAAAAUGGAAUUUUUACAUAAUGUAGCCAGCCUUUGGAUUGCAACAAAGCGCAUAUGUUUUAGAAACAAAAUUUUAGUAUCAGUGAAAUAUUAUUAAUGAUAAUAGAUGAAAGAAAAAUUUGACGUGAAAAGUUUUAAAUUUCGUUAUGAUGUGUUUAAAUUCAAUUUUAGAAAAAUCCUAAAAUCUGAUAAAAUAUUUCCAAAAUACCAAGCUGAACAUUCUGAAAGCGUUUAUUAACCUUCCAUCGCCGAAAAAGUUUUGAAAGGUUAAAUUUAUAAACAAGGGGAAAAAUCAAAACUAUCGGAAGCUUUCAGAAAAGUGUUUUAAAUGUUACGUAUUUUAUGUUUUCAUUCCAAAAAAAUGUUGUUUGUCUUCAACAAUAUUAUUUGUCAUGUUUUCGGGAAAUGCAUUUUCACUAAGGCAAAAAUGCUAAAGGUAAUCUUGAGAUGAAAUUGAAACCAUUUACAUUUUAGAAAUAGUGUUCACAAUUUGAAUCAAUGGUUACUACUUCAUUAUCAUUAAUUUAAGUGAAUUAAUUUAAUAUGCUGUCACUUAAACGAACUGAUGAUGAUGUAUUACUAUUUAUUAAAAAUAAAUAUUUCUGAAAGAAAUUCUAGAAAUGAUAAUGAAUCGCACCACUUACAUUAUUAUUAUUUUGUUUUAAGAUGUAAAACCGUUAUUCUUUUAGGUGACGGCAGUUUCAAAUAUGACUCUAAGGUAAAAUAAAAAAUUUAAGAUAAUUUUAGAUGAUUUAUAAGUUUUUUCUGAAGUGAAUUCUUUAAGGUCUAUAUAAAUUUGUAUCUCUCAAAAUGACACUGAAUUUGAAACUGCUUAAAAUAAAAAAUAAAAAAAAAUUAGUAUAAUUCCUGUUAAAAAUAUAUAAAAAAUAUGCACAGAAUUUGUUCUUGAAAAACGAUGCAUAAAAUAUGUAAUUAUAGAAAUAAUAAUAAAAAAAGCAAAUUUCUCAAUGAAAAAAUAUUGACAAAAAAUUGUUGCUACACAGUUAUGCAAUACCGGCUUAAAUAUCGUUUUUGGUACAUGAUCAAGAAUAAAAAUUGAGCAAUCUAUCUCAAAAUUGUCCUCACCUAACUUCAAAAUUGAACAUUUAAUCUAAUUAAACUAAUGUGGAAAUAAAUGGAUAUUACAAUACUGAUAUUUUAACUUUCUCUGUUUUAUUUUUUUUUUAAAAUCGCCAAUUAUUUGUGUAAAAUUUUCUAAAUUGUGCCCAUUAUUUGUUUUAAAAAUAUUAAACAAUCUUCUAGAAUCUUGAAAAUUAGUUGCAAAAUCAAGGGAAAUUUUAUUAAAUUAUCUAAAAAUUAUCCUAACAUAAUUCUUCCAGAUGUAAAUUCAUUACUUGAUUUUCAACUGUCAAAAGAAUCCAGACACUGAUUUAUAUCAAGUUAUAAACAAUUUUUAAAAGAAACUGAAUAAAAUACUAUUAAAGCCGUUUCUUAUUGAUAUUUUUGGUCAUAUUAUCAUAUUCAUAUCAACAGGUUAUUCUAAUUACUGGUUUGUGAGUGGCUAAUUUUAAUGCUUAACAUUCUCAUAGAAACGUAGAACAAUGGAGUUGCUCUUUAAAAAGUUUUGUUUUCCUCAUUUAAACUGUAAAAACAAGUGAUCUCAAAAAAUUUGGAAUGAAUUGGGAAUAGAAUGUAAGUAACUUCAUUUGAUGACUUGUGUAUUAGAAACAUUCUCCCUUAAGUCUUCAAGAGACGUUAUACUCAUAAAUGUACUAAAUGUAUGUUUAAAAUGUCAAAUAAAGGAAUUUUAUGUAUGUAUGUACUCGUUAAUGUGUAUUGACAUCUUCAAGAAAUGAUUUAAAAAACUCUGUUUUGCAUAAUGUAAGAAAUAGAAGAAUUUGCAACUAUAAUACUCCUUAAAUAAUGUAUAUAUUUUAAUGAU